AUGUCCUACAGAAUCGAGUUAUCGCCCAACAACAGGGCCAACUGCAGCGACACGGUGUGCAAGGCGGCCGCCGACAAGUGCACCAAGGGCACUUUGCGCUUCGGUACCUGGUUUGUCCUUCCCCAGUCUGACCAUGGAAGCUGGAAGUGGAAGCACUGGGGCUGCGUAUCCGGCUUCCAGCUCUGCAACGUCCGUGACGCAGUUCAGGAGGAGGAGGGCAAGUUCAACUGGGACCUGCUUGACGGCUAUGACGAGCUGAGUGAUCACCCCGAUCUUCAGGCCAAGAUUCGCCGUUGCGUAGAGCAGGGUCAUAUCGAUCCUGAGGAUUUCAGGGGCGACCCCAAAUUUAACGUCCCUGGCUCAAAGGGCAUUCGCGGUCGUGCUAAGGUCACGAAGCUGAAGGCUGAAGUCGAGGGUGGUGAUGAGGAGGAAGAGGAACAAAAGCCCAAGGCUAAGGCUGCCGCAUCCAAGAAAGGAGCUAAAGGUGGCCGCAAGAAGGCCGGCGCUAAAGAUGACGAGGAGGUUGAGGCAGAGCAGGAAACCGAGGCCCCCAAGAAGAAGGGUCGUGGUCGCAAAAAGGCAGAGGUGGACGAAGAGGAUGAAGAAGCCGAACCGCCCAAGAAAAAAGGUCGUGCCCGCAAGUCCAAUGCCUCGGUUGCUGCCAAAGAGGAGCCCGAGGAGGAGGAGGAGGAGGAGCCAGCCAAGCCGGCUGCUAAGAAGGGCGCCCGCGCCAGCCUAGGCAAAUCCAAAGACACUCCCAUCAAGGGUGAGGUAGAGUCGGAUGAGAAGCCUGUUAAGAACGGCCGUGGCGGACGCAAGUCCAACGCUUCAGUCGUCCCCAAGGAAGAGGAAUCUGACUCGGCACCCGUUGCUGAGCCCAAACAGGCUGCCAAGCGCAAGCGAGGCGUCGCAAAGCAGGCUGAGGCUGAUGAACAAGACGAUGAAAAGCCGGCUCCCGUCAAGAAGGCCCGUGGCCGACCCAGGAAGUCCGAUACUGUUGUCGAACCUGUCAACGAUGAUGAGGCCUCCGAGGUCGAGGAAGACAGCGAGUCCAAGCCUGAGCCAGCUAAACGUGGCCGGAAGCCCAAGGCUGCAGCUGCUGCACCAAAGAAGACGGCAACCAAGGAAAAGACUGACGGCAGAAGGCGGUCUGGCCGUGGUCAGAACAGGUGA
Pyricularia grisea is the source of this 1173-nucleotide messenger RNA. RefSeq lists its product as uncharacterized. The record is from RefSeq and is a predicted model, not a curated record. The transcript has 6 exons. NCBI's taxonomy places the organism in Eukaryota, Fungi, Ascomycota, Sordariomycetes, Magnaporthales, Pyriculariaceae. Bases 1 to 1173 code for a protein of 390 amino acids. Gene Ontology annotation, molecular function: zinc ion binding; DNA binding.